This is a messenger RNA of Trichoderma aggressivum f. europaeum, 2094 nucleotides long. RefSeq lists its product as uncharacterized. The transcript has 7 exons. Gene Ontology annotation, cellular component: Cdc73/Paf1 complex; Golgi membrane. The record is from RefSeq and is a predicted model, not a curated record. Lineage: Eukaryota; Fungi; Ascomycota; Sordariomycetes; Hypocreales; Hypocreaceae. The coding region runs from base 1 to 2094 and encodes 697 amino acids. Gene Ontology annotation, biological process: protein retention in ER lumen; retrograde vesicle-mediated transport, Golgi to endoplasmic reticulum; transcription elongation by RNA polymerase II.
AUGGAUGCGCCGGAGCCCGAACAGACCCCUUUCGCGGCUGUUACAGCCCACACCACCAGGAUCCAGAGACAAUACCAAGCGAUUCUGGACCAGUCAACCCCGUAUGUCAUGUACCGAUGGAUCGGCACCGCCGUGGCCUUGCUUCUCUUCUUCCUGCGCAUUUUCGUGGCGCAAGGAUGGUACAUUGUCGCAUACGCCCUGGGAAUCUACCUCUUGAACCUUUUCCUGGCCUUCCUUCAGCCCAAGUUCGACCCCUCGAGCGAUGCCCUGGAUAGCGAAAUGGAGGACGGCUCUGUUGGAACACUCCCCACCAAGCAGGACGAGGAGUUCAAGCCCUUCAUCCGACGCCUCCCCGAGUUCAAGUUCUGGUACUGGGCCACGAGAGCCAUUGGCAUCUCGUUUGUCUGCACUUGGUUCGCCAUCUUUGACGUUCCCGUGUUCUGGCCCGUCUUGGUCAUGUACUGGUUGAUCCUAUUUGUCCUCACGAUGCGCCGCCAGAUCCAACACAUGAUCAAGUAUCGCUACGUGCCCUUUACCAUGGGCAAGAAGUCCUACGCCAAGGACCGAUCUUUUCAGCUGCUCCAUUCAUUCGACCGACCAGAAGCGAGUAGGGGAAAAGGGACAAGGGCCAAGAUGUCGUCCUCGGGAGCUCGCUCAGGCGAGCGCAUGAUUCACCAGGACUUCAUUGCGCGAAUCCGCUUCUCCAACGCUCUGCCUCCGCCGCCGAACCCCCCGAAGCUGCUCGAUAUUCCCAACACCGGCCUCGCGAGCGGCCAGUACACGACGCCUGGGUUUGCAUCACGUCUGGCGCGAGAACAGCCGCUGAACAUUGAGGCCGAUGCCGAGCUAGGUAUGCCGCUCGAUCUGGUGGGCAUGCCAGGCGUGUUUGAUGGAGAUGAACGAUCAAUCCAAGCAUCAUCACAGCAGUUAGCCAUCCACCCUCACGAUCGAGCCCUCCUGAGACCUAUUGCGGCCCUUGGUAAGCCCAAGGUCGCUGAAGCAAACGUCUCCUUCCUCCGCCGAACAGAAUACAUCUCGUCCCUGGUACCGAAGCGAUUCGAGGCGAACCAUCCUAGAGCUCUGCUAGCCAAGAAUCGACGACCGGUCAAGCGCCCAGAAGCAGCCGCCGACUCACCCCAAGUCAUCAAACGCAAGAUCGACAAGGGCUUCGAGCUUGCGGAACAAGAUCUCAAGGACCCUAAGCGUGUCAAGCAUCCUUCCAAGAAGCACCUCAAGCUCGUCGAAGCGGUGCCCCUGCUGCCCGAUCUGGACGCGUUCCCCGACUCCGGUGCCUAUGUCACCAUCAAAUUCCUCACGAACCCCGUCUCGAGCUCCAACGAGUAUGAUAGUCGUCUCCGCAGCGGUUUGUUCAGGCCGAUAGACCGCACGCCCGCCGAGGAAGCGGCGCUGGAGGCGGCCAUGGAAGCCUACGCGCAGGAUCCCGCCAACAACCCCAAGCCAGCCAACCUGAUGAACUACGACUUUUACCUUGGCCAGACUCGUGCUGAUGCGGACCGCUUCCGCCGCAAGUUUGACGUCGAUGAUCCCAACCAUGAUGACGAAGACCUGUAUACCCACAAGGCCGACACGGGCGGCUACUUUCAGUUCAACAGGAUCAGGGCGUACGAGACGGCUCAGGAGACGGAGCUCGAUCACCCAACCAAGUACGAGGACGAAAUCAUUCUCGCCUUCAAUGACGACGACAGUUUCCCCAAGCAAAAGGCCAUGUACUACUACCCCAUCAUGCAAAAGUCCACUAUCCGGCCCCAGCGUACCAAGAACAUUGCGCGCACAAACUAUGGUCUUUCUGAGGAUGAUGAGGCGCAGGUAGUCGACCAGCUGGAUCUCACCGUUGAUGAUCCCACGGAGGAGAUGAGGAGCGCCAUGAAGAUGUACACACAGCAUCCUCUUGGUUGGGAACAGGACGAAGGUGGCGAUGAGCAGCAUGUGGAGCAGUCCAUCGAGGAGGCCGACGUCGAUGCCGAUGGCGAAGAGGCCGAGCGCAACGGUGCUUCAAGCCCGGUCGGAGGACAAGACCGGUCUCCUUCUGCGGACCAUGACGCUGAAGGUGAUGAGGAUGAGGAUGAGGAUUGA